Jaculus jaculus (lesser Egyptian jerboa) is the source of this 1832-nucleotide messenger RNA. RefSeq names its product selenoprotein T (gene Selenot). The transcript has 6 exons. Gene Ontology annotation, cellular component: endoplasmic reticulum membrane. Gene Ontology annotation, molecular function: thioredoxin-disulfide reductase (NADPH) activity. The record is from RefSeq and is a predicted model, not a curated record. Lineage: Eukaryota; Metazoa; Chordata; Mammalia; Rodentia; Dipodidae. Gene Ontology annotation, biological process: cell redox homeostasis.
UCGGCUGGGGCUGUCCGCAGACUCGGGCGGGCGGCCGUGUGUCGGCGAAGAUGAGGCUGCUGCUGCUGCUACUGGUGGUGGCGUCGGCGCUGGUCCGCAGCGAGGCCUCGGCCAACUUGGGCGGCGUGCCCGGCAAGAGGUUAAAGAUGCAGUACGCCACGGGCCCGCUGCUCAAGUUCCAGAUCUGUGUGUCCUGAGGGUAUAGGCGGGUGUUUGAAGAAUACAUGCGGGUUAUUAGCCAGCGGUAUCCAGACAUCCGCAUUGAAGGAGAAAAUUACCUCCCACAACCAAUUUAUAGACACAUAGCAUCUUUCCUGUCCAUCUUCAAGCUAGUAUUAAUAGGGUUAAUCAUUGUUGGCAAGGAUCCUUUUGGUUUCUUUGGCAUGCAAGCUCCUAGCAUCUGGCAGUGGGGACAAGAAAACAAGGUGUAUGCCUGUAUGAUGGUUUUCUUCCUGAGCAACAUGAUAGAGAACCAGUGCAUGUCAACAGGUGCAUUUGAGAUCACCUUAAAUGAUGUGCCCGUGUGGUCCAAGCUGGAAUCUGGUCAUCUUCCGUCCAUGCAACAACUUGUUCAAAUUCUUGACAAUGAAAUGAAGCUCCAUGUGCAUAUGGAUUCAAUCCCUCAUCACCGCUCAUAGCCCACUGUCAGCACUGACAACUCUGCUACAUUAAGGAUUUUGCAGGAGCAGCGUGGCUGACAUCAUGAAGGCCUGUACUGAAGACAGCGAGCUGUUGGUACAGACCGGAGGCUUCUUGGCAGGCUCGUUGACCUCUUGGAAAACCUCAAUGCAGGAUGGUUUUCAGUGCUGGCGCAUCUGGAUUGUGCACACUCAUUGAGUGCAAUAAUACUGUACAGUCCCACUCCCCAGUUCAUAGGCCUUCCUUUUGUACAUGUAGGUGUUACUACUUGUGACCAUUUUCUUAGUCAUGCUUGAGAAGGUAGAAAUGGAGUCACCACCAGAUCUUUUCCAGACAUCAUUUUCUGUGCUUUCAUGUGAUUCAGUUUGGGUUGAAAGCCUGUCAUCUUGGGAAGACAGCUGAACCCCAGUGCUUUGUAAGAAGUGACUGGGUGUCACUUGGCCAUGUUCAGUUAUACCAUUUUCAAAACCACAAAUUGUGAACAGUACAUAUACCAGAUAACGGGGCAGAAUCAGUAUCUAGUGUACUCCACCAGUGCGUGUGUACAAGUGUGUGUGCGCGUGUGACUACCAGAAACUACCACAACACCCACUGCGUUAAAAGCCCCUUUGUGUGGUUCAGGUGUCCUACCUUGACCAGUCUAAUGAGCCCCUUAACGGGCCUUCAUGCUAACCAAUAAACACUGAGCAGAUGCCGACUGCAUGAAAGGGUUGUUUAUUGCUCAAUGUACCUGUUAUAAUUAACAGUCAUCUGGCUAACUUCUGUUUUGACUUACAGAUGGUCUCAUAAGGGACACAUUUCAGGGUCACACACAGUAGUAGGUUCAUUUACCAGUUUGUGAAUAGUUGAAACUCACCUCACUAAAUAAAAAUUACGUUGAACCUCUUUACAAAAUUGAUAUUAAGCAAAUGGAGAUCACUUGCCCAGUAAUUUAAUUACCUAACAUAUCAGAACAUUACUAUGUUUGAAAAACAUUUUAAAGUUUUACAUACUGUUUUAGAGUUAUAAAAAGGUAGUUUAAAAAAAAAACAACUUAAAGCUGAUAAGACAGGAUGAUUUUGCAGAAAUAGGCCUGAAUGUGGAAUAAGUUCUGUAGCUGUGGUCACAUGGCUCCUCCUCAAUGGAGAAUAAGGUGGAAUUGCCUAAAGUAACUGGAUUUUUUAAUGGAAAUAAAAGGAUUUAAGGAAAUGUUA